Molecule: messenger RNA, 1249 nt
Organism: Fundulus heteroclitus (mummichog)
Lineage: Eukaryota; Metazoa; Chordata; Actinopteri; Cyprinodontiformes; Fundulidae
Product: myeloid cell surface antigen CD33
Exons: 3
Coding region: 182-871 (229 amino acids)
Source: RefSeq, a predicted model, not a curated record
GACCAGAGGCAAAGUCGUAGACUCUAAACAUUCAAAUCUUACAACAUUUAUUUUAAUUUUGUUACUAAAGAAAUUUAUAGGGAAGUGAGUCAUUAAUACAUAGGUGUAGAAGAAUUUAACAACACUGAAGGCUUUGAUAUACUUGCCUCAAUUUUUAUGCUGGUUUUAGAUUUUGUUAGUGAUGGAGCUGAAGUUGUGGCUUUCGUUUCUGAUGGUUUGCGGGAUCCCUGAAGUUCAGUCUGCAUCCAACCAAUGGUUAAUAAAGGUGCCAUCAAACAUCCCUGCUCUUCAGGGCUCAUGUGUGGUCAUUCCCUGUGUCUACACUUACCCCAAGACCAAGAAAAUCUUGAACAGAUGGGUAGGAUUCUGGAAGAGAGGGGAGAUGAUCGUAUCAACAAAUCUCCCUAAGAUCAAACUUACGCAGGAGUUCAGAAAACGAACCAAACUCAUGGGAAACCUUCGAAGCGGCAACUGUACCAUGAGGAUAAGUAGUGUCAGGACCACUGAUGUUGGCCCUUUUUACCUCAGGAUUGAGAUUCCACAGCACAAAAGCUUCACCUUUUCAACAAAUACUGUAACCAUUGAUGUCUCAAAGACUCCUGAGCCUCCGACCAUGUCUCUUGACGUCCUUGAUAAAGUGAAGGCCACCUGCACCGUUUCCCACACCUGUCCAACAUCUCCUCCUAGAUUCUACUGGAGUCGCUCCGGAAAACAGAAAAUGAGGUCCAAACGGCUUAAUGACUUUAUGUGGACAACAGAAUCAACCCUUAUGUUUGUGCCUUUGCCCUCGGAUUUUAACCAGCCUUUAAACUGUACAGUAGUGUACUCAGGGAAAAAGAGUGCACAGAGCUCUAUGAUUCUCUUCAGGUAGAGGACCUAGAUUCAAUUUCACUGUUUAGGUCCAAUAAAAAUCAAGAACUUAAUUAGACCAACAUUUUCAUAAUUUUCUGCCAUUAUGGCAAAAUGAUUCUGCUGAACAAAUUCUGAACUAAUGAAAACUACAAAUAAACCGCAUUUAGAGAGACCAUUAAUUGGCAUUGUUGCAUACUUCAAUUCAUAUUACCUUUGAAGAUCGGGUUUUUCAGCACCUAACUCUUUUGCCUGUGUUAGGGGGACAUAAUUUAGGAUUUUUUUUCCCUAGUCUUGUGUGAUUUUGUAAAAUGCUUUAGAGUUUAAUAAAUCAUAUAUAGCUCAAAUUGUUAAUUUUUCAUAAAAUAUCUCAAAUAAACUUGUAUAUAAUAUCACUCUC